Molecule: messenger RNA, 1899 nt
Organism: Penaeus monodon (black tiger shrimp)
Lineage: Eukaryota; Metazoa; Arthropoda; Malacostraca; Decapoda; Penaeidae
Exons: 8
Coding region: 165-1361 (398 amino acids)
Biological process (GO): proteolysis
Molecular function (GO): metalloexopeptidase activity
Source: RefSeq, a predicted model, not a curated record
CAGCACCACCAGCUGAGUCAGUCCGACGAUCUCUGUAACGCAGGCGGCAGUGCGCGGGGUGCUCCUCUCUAUUUCCCAGCUUCCGUCCAGCUUUAACUAUUAGUGUGAGAAACACGUAAGACACCUUCAUUUACACCUGGAGAACCUGAAGAACCGGGGCCGCGAUGAGAAGAAUAGGACUAGGACUGUUGGCGUUCAUCUUGGGCGCAAGUUUGGUGGCCGCAGAUAUUGAUAUGGAGGUGAAAAUCGUCGAGAAACUGCAGCACUUCUCCGAGUAUCGCUUCCCGGCUAACAACCAUGAAGAUAGCUGGAUUGAAGCUCGAAAUUACGUCGAAAAAGAGUUUGAUUUCUAUGGGCUCAGAGUACAGAAGCAGACCUUCAAUUCAACAGUCUGGACAUUAGAGGGCGACCAGACUGUUGAGGGCGUCAACAUCAUCGGAGUGGCUCAGGCCACCAGCAACAAGCCCGGCGCCAUAGUGGUCGUGGGAGCCAACUACGACACGAACACGCGCGAGAACCCAGGGCCCCUUUUCAACAACGGCGCCGGAAUUGCAGCCCUCCUUGAGACGGCGAGACUCUUCACGCACAACAUCAAAUGGUCAGGCUCCUUCAAGCAAAACUAUACCACCAUCUUCGUCGCCUUCGAUCUCAACACGAAGGAACAUGAUAACGAACCUGGAAAGUCCGGAGGCUGGUACUUCGUUAACGAAUGGCUGUGGGACUACCUGGAAAGCUCUGACGCCAACUUUGGAGGAGCCUUUGUCGUCGACUCCAUCAUGAAUGUCAACCAGGAGCCUAAUUCUCAGGACACCUCCGAGGACUUCCGCAGGAUGUUCCCGGAGACCUACAACAGCAUGGCUAAGAACAGCAACAAAGGUAACUUCAUCGGCGUCGUCACACAGCCCGACGAGAAAUCCCAGAAACUGAAGGAUCAGUUUGUGGGUAACUAUCGGAAGGAUCGCAGGAAGAGGCCCUUCCGUCUGGAGGACAUGACGUUGCCCACAGUACUUCACAAGAACAAUAUCAUCUCCGAACUGACCACCCAGGAAACCGUUGAAUUCUGGGCCUUCCAAGUCAACGGGACAGCCACGCCCCUUCCAGCUGUUCUUAUCAGUGACACUGAGAAACUUCGAAGCAUGCCUGAGAGUCCUUGCGGCACCCGAGUUUGCCCUCCCAAGGCCUGGUUGACGGAAGAACGAGAGGAGUUCCUGGUCGCCACCGUGGAAGGGCUCACUAACACCCUUCUACGCCGCCAGGCCACGCGCCUUCCGAACCCACCAGCCAACAGUAGCGAGGCUACAUCACUUCCAUCGCUUUUCACUACCGUCGUCAUUCUGCUGAUAGGGCGAUUCUACCAAUAAAUCGCAAAAUUGCUAUGUACACUAACGCCCAACACCAACGAGCUCUUUGCCGCCUUGUCUCGGUUUCAUACUAGAGGUUUGUAUGGAAAUGUACACAGAGAAGUUUUCAGUUAUGCAGUACAAAGACUCCUAAAUCCUUGUUGAAUGUGUUAUUGUUGUGUAAAUUAGAAUACCUUCAAAGAAAGUAAAACUUAAUGAUAUAAAAAUUACUUCAUGUUUGGUACAUGCUGGAGUGACUGUAAAUCAGAUUUUAAUUAACAAAUGUAGGUAUGAAAGGCCAUUAAAACAUUAUUAUUUUGAUGAUGAUAUAAAGAGGUAAUGAUAUUACUUUAUUAGCAUAGGCAAUAAGUUAUUUGUUUUAUUUUUUCAUUUUUCUCUUUGUAUAGAAACAUAAAUUAAUAUGUUCUCACUUGUCCAAAACAGUGAUUAAAUAACCAUCAACCUUUGGAUUAUAAGUGAAUAAAAAUCCUUAAAAUUUACUAUGGAUAUUUUAUGUAACACUGUUCUAUUUGUUGUAUACAUUAAACAUACAUUUGAG